Molecule: messenger RNA, 1926 nt
Organism: Kwoniella shivajii
Lineage: Eukaryota; Fungi; Basidiomycota; Tremellomycetes; Tremellales; Cryptococcaceae
Exons: 7
Coding region: 1-1926 (641 amino acids)
Source: RefSeq, a predicted model, not a curated record
AUGGAUCCAGCAGGAACAUCGGGAGAUAUUGACCAUGUCUUGGGUCCUGCUUCGACCCCACAUCUAAUCAAUUCAAAUUCAACUUCAAAUCCAACUUCAUCAGACGAUGGAAGGACGUUUAAUCCUAAUCCACCGAGGCUCGACCACGGUCCAAAAGUACCUCGACCUAUCAAUUUCAGAAUGAUCAGUCCGGACAUAGGCAAUUUGAAUCGAAAGGGUAACUUGAAAAUCUACUUACCUAGAUUUGGAGUGAUAUUACCUAAACCACCUAGACAGAACGAUCUUCUGCCCUCUGAAUUAACGUUUCAAGGUGAAGAUAAGAUCUUAUCUGGUACUUUAGAAGUCACAAUACCUGAAAAAUGUAAAGUGAAAAGUAUUCAAGUGGGCGUUCAAAGUAUAUGUAGCUUACAUAUGGGAGUUGAAAGAGGAUGGGAACAAGAUGGGAUUUUUGAAAGAAUAGUCAGUAUAUCGCAAGGAGUAGAUAAACAUAAUGAAGAGGAUGGAAUUUGGUUAAAUAAGGGAACACAAUCCUUUUCGUUCUCCGUGCUUCUCCCUUCUACUUUGGCCAUAUCGGAUGACUUUAUAUGGGGAGGAAUCACACAUAUAGUGACAGCUAAAGUAGAAGGACUUCCAAUUCCACCAUCAACCUUAUCAUCAAUUACAUCCAUAUUCAAGCCUUCUUUCAAGUCAGCUUUGGAGAAGGAUCUAGCCAAUCGGGCUGCGUUUGAGGAGGUGAUGGCUAGAUCUGCACCAUCGGCGAAGAAAGGCGAUAUCCACGCUAGCAGUGUCAGUCCUAAUUCAACGAGUAAUGGAGAGAAUAUAAUUAGGAGAAUAGAUCAGAUAUCUAGUGGAGAUUCUCCUGCUUAUCAAGCUGAAGCGGAAGGAUCAGUCGCGACGAGAACAAAUGAUGCGUCAUCAUCGUUUCACUAUAAUGGUAGAGGUGAUUCACCUUCGUACUGUAGCUCAACAUCAACUGGAGAAACCCUUCGAGGUACCAGUUCUAAACGAUUGGAAGGUGAUUCGAUAACUUGGAUGAAAGGUGAUCUGUACACAUCUAGAGUCAUAAUGAUUCAACCUAACCCUUUCAGUGAUGGUGAUGUCACUCAAUUGGAUAUAAGGAGAGAUACAUUGAUCGAUGGCUUAGGGCCAAUAAGGUAUAGUCUCUCAGCCGAUGAGUUUACAGUAUCUUGUGUAUGCAUAUUCUCAUUGUCAUUCCCAUCUCCUUCUCCCACCACAACGAUAUUUUGCGUUCGUCUCGUCAUAUCUCAAUCGUGUUCGAUAGUAUCCCCUCGAACACCAGAUCUACCGCCUUAUCAUCCAACAAAGACGAAAUCGAAAUUGUUAUAUCAAGUUGGUGAGAUGCCUAAAGGUCAUGAUCAUCCUGGGAAAGAAGUACCUUUUAUCUGGAAAGGUAAAGACGUGAUUGGUGCAAAAGAUCAAGGUCAAAAUAUUCAUGUUGCUCAAGGUGAAGAAGGAUGGAAAAUCAAACAAGUUGUCAGAUUACCCGAUCAUCUCAAUUUAGCUCCAUCCACCCUUGAUGGAACGAUCACGCCAAUCGAUGUCAAGCAUGAAAUCACAAUACAAGUAUGGCAUUCGAUAUACGGAGAAAAUGCUCAAGGGGAACCUAUCAAUGGUCCAGGAGAAUGUAGAUCAUUGAUUAUCAAAUUCCCGGUAUUGAUACCUUCGUGCAGUUUAACAGUGAAAGCGUUGAACCUUCCUACUUAUGAAACUUCGGAUAAAGCAUCAUCAUCCACCGAAGAUAUAAAAGAGAUAUUUUCAUCUUCAUGGACAAAAUAUCGAUGCAUGUGCGGAUAUAGUUUUGAAGAGUUAGGUAGUGAGUCUAUGAGGAGGAAUCGAGAUGAUGAUAUGGAUUAUUAUGAGCGGAGAUUGAGCGAAGGACAAGUAAUAAAGUCACCUACUACUUGA